UAUACGACAGUAAUCGUCAAUAUUUAUUUCUUUACACUUUGUGUUUAACUCAUUUAAACCCACAAAAGUAAUAGUAAACAAUCGUUUUAUGUAUGAAAUUUUAAAAUGUUGCUGAGUGAUUUUUAAAGCAUUUUUCAGUAAAUACUUUAAUAUUAUAAUACGGGGAGAUUUAUGUGUCACAUGACCAGAGCUGUUUACUUCCUGGUUGCUCUUUGAGAAUGGAUCUCCGCGUCGAAGCGUCCAAAGAAAAGCCUGAAUGUGAAGAUGAGGAAGAAGAAAAUCUGGAUCCCCACAGACUGUUAACAAGAUGACAUCAUAGAUUUCAGGCCUUUUUUCAUGGUUCCACUGUGGACUUUACUACAGUCGACUGUAGGUAAUGUUAAAUACCCCAAUUCUUUCAUCUUGGAGCUGAAGGAAGAACAACACUCGGUGUUUAAAUACUCAAUCAACAAUCACUUUAAUCAAUACACUCUUAUUAUUCCAUACAAAUACCAUGAGCAAUACAAUCAUCCAGAUGGGAGAUGUGCACAAAGAGGGUCACAGCAGAUCUCAAAAUGUUGGACCGUUACUCAAACUCCUAUAGCCUCUGGUGGCUCCCACCUCGUCAUAAACCUAAACAUCCACAUUCUUUCUAUCUGACCUGGGCUCCCUGUUUUUCUGCUCCUGGCUAAUGUGGGGGAGAAGCUCCCGUGCAGUACGCUCUGUUCUUUCUACAAUCAGAAAAGCAAGGCCAUGAUUCCCUGCAAACAGUAUUCUCUUUAUAAAUCAGCAGUAUGAAGUACCAUAAAACAGUGUAAUUCAUUCACAGCAAAUUAGCAGUCCAAUGUAAUACAAAUCAGUCUAAUAAAUCUAAUAAUCUUCACCUUUUUCUAAAUCAGGAGUAUAAUGCAACCUAAAACUACAUAAUGAUUUCACAAUCUUUAAUCAGCCGUAUAAUGAUUCAACAAUUCUUUGAUUAGAGGUAUAAUGUAACAUACGACAGUGUAAUAAUCUCACAGUAUUGAUCCAGGUGAUGUUGUCAUGUUUUAAUGUGUCAGUGUUUUUCAUUUUUGAUGAUAUAAAAAUGGAGAUGCCAUUUCCAAUUACAGCAGGUUUGUUGCCACUAAAUAUGUUCACUUUACUUUAAAACACUCAAGUUUAAGAACCGAGAGCAGCAAACAAAAUGUGAAGAUGAGUAAUGCAAAACUAUGACCUUUCCUGGAUAUUCAAAUUCCAAGUUCCUCUGUGUUCUCCAUGUGAGGUGGCUGUAGAGCAGGUCCUCUACCAAAUGAAAGGUUGGUGAGUUGAUCCUUGGCUCCUUAAAUCCACCAAAUAUCCUUUGGCAAAAUCUAACCCUGAUGCAUCCAUCAGAGUGAGAAUGUUAGAUAGAAAGAUAGAAAUGCAGAGGCCAUUAUUGUUAGUGCUGUGGAUUGUAAAGAACAAUGUGGAUUAGACAAUCACUUUAACACUGGAAUCCAAAGUGAAAUCAAAUAAUCAAUCAGAUAUUAUGUAAAUAUAUAAAUAAUAUAUAAAUACCUGCUUUGAAUGGCAGAAAGAUGUGAGAAAGUAAGAAAGACAGAGACAGGUGGGUGAGCUCCAUUCACUCUCAUCAGCAGAGAGAGAGAGAGAGCUGCACACUGUGCUGUAAACUCUUUAAAAUACCUCAGUAAAAGCCUCCUCUGUGCCCUCAAGGAGAAACUGAAACCGGAGCAGUUUCCAGCUCUGACUCUGCCUGUUUGUUCCACUUUCAGCAGAAAACCUUAUUUGCUGCAAAAAGUGACUUCACCCUCACUUUACUGAGCUGCCAUAAAGAAUACAUUUAUACUGCUAAAAUAAAUGUUAGAAAAAUUUUCGAUUUCAGGGCAAAAUUUUUUUCCCUUUUUUAUUAAGGUUCACUAUGACCAAAACUACAGAUUCAAACAUCAUGUCAGUCUUAUAAGAUAGAGCAUCCACAGCAGUAUAAAGUUAAGUUUGUUCUCGGUUCAGAGGUCGCUCAGCAGAGAAUUUUUGGUCAACCUGUGUGAAAUCGACUCUUACGAUUGGUCAGAAUCAGCCGAUGAAAGUAGGUCAAAUGUUACCUUUUUAUAAAGAAGGAAUUAAGUUGAGAAAACAGUCCAACUUUUCUCUGCAUCAUUUCUUUUUGGGGUUUUGUGUGUUUGUGGUGACUUUCUUGUCUUUUCUACAUCAGCAGAUCGAUGCAGGGUCUCUGUGGUCGUCAUUAUCUUACCAUCUGUUUCAGCUGUCGCUGGUUUUCCUGCAUAUUUCUUUCACUGCCUUCAUCAGAAACUAAAAGUGAGGUUGUGGUGAUUGGUUCAAAUCUUCCAAUCAUUGCUGCUCCGGGUGAUGAUGUCAUCCUGCCGUGCCACCUGGAGCCCAUGUUCGAUGUUCAGGGUCUGACGGUGGAGUGGUCCAAACCCGACCUGAAGCCCGACCCGUCGGACCGGCUGAGCCGAGUGGAGUACGUUCACCUGUACAGGGACAGGAAGGAGGUCCCCGACAUGAAGAUGGCCUCGUACUUCAGGAGGACGGAGCUGUUCAUGGACGCCAUGAAACACGGGAACAUUUCACUGAAGAUCCUGAACGUGUCGGAGGAAGACAACGGCAGAUACAGAUGCUUCAUCCCCAAGCUGAGGAGCCGAGCCAAGUCUGCAAUUGUUGAACUUGUAGUCGAUUCAAACUUUGCUAAAACCUCAACGACAGAGACGCCGUUGCAAACUCCAGAUCCUCAGGACACGACUCCAACAAAUGGUCGAUCCAGGGUCGCUGUGGUCGUCGUUGUCGUCACCUUAUUAUUACUUUUGGCUCUCACUGGAUUUACUGCAUAUUUCUCUCGACACAUCUUUCACCGGACACUAAAAAAGCAUCCAGAGAACGAUAAGACAGAAAAACAACCACUACCAGUCUAGCUGCCUUGCUCAAAGGAAUAAAUGGACUGGUUCUUCUAUACUGCUUUUCUACUCUGCUUUAGCAAACAACACACUUUGAACUUUGACCCCAGCUGAAGACUCCAGCCUCGUCCAGUUUAUUCAUCGAGCUCAUUUUCACACAAAGAAAAUGUUUUAAAGGAAAUGAUCCUCCCUGUUCGUUGCUGUGCUGGACUGGAUCAUUCCCAAACAGCAGGGCUGGAAGGAUUUCACAACAUUAAAGGAAAUUUCCAUGAACAUUUGUGACACAGCUCAGGGGGAAAGAUGACAUCAUCUGAAAACUGUGUUGGAGACGCAGAAGAAGUUACAAAAACAGGUUAUAAGCUGAUUACUUUACUACACUGUGUUAAUGCUGCAAAUGAUGUUUAAUGCAGCUGUAAUUUAAACAGAGUCACUUAUUGUGAUGCUGAAAGUGUUUAUUUAUGAAAGCUAGUUUUAUAUGACACCAUUGUGAGCACCUUUAUAUAAGGUGAUUGAAACUUCAGAUAUUUUUUUAUUUUUUUAUUUUAAAUUCCACAGUUAAUUUAUUAAAUGUAAUUUAAACUUCCUGCUGGUCAGGACUUGAUGUUCAUUCUGUUUCUAGUUAUUUAUUGAAAAAAGCAGUUUGAUCCUGAUACAGAGCUCCAGCUUUACUUUACUUUUUGUCAUUUAAAGCUACAAACUUUGUGCAGACUGACAGAAAUCCUCCUGACUGUGGUUUCUGCUGCAGUUGCGGAGCUAAAAUUAGAGGAUAUUUGUGUCCAACUCUUCUUUAUUCCUGUUCUGUCACAUGACCGUCGCUCCUUUGGUUCACAGUUAAAAUGAUCUGUUUGCAGCUGUUAGCCAGCUCAGGGUCAUGUUCUUUUAUUACCUCAGAUAUUUAUUUAUAAGAAUAUUUAUAUUUAAGAAUUAUGGAUGGAUGUAUUUGUUACUGCAGUGAGUAGAAAGUUACAGUGAUAUAUGUGAAUGUGUGAAAUCGUCUGCAAAUAUGAGUGUGAAAGUAAAAAGUUCAAGCACCUUUA
This is a messenger RNA of Oreochromis aureus, 3904 nucleotides long. Its product is annotated as CD276 antigen-like. NCBI's taxonomy places the organism in Eukaryota, Metazoa, Chordata, Actinopteri, Cichliformes, Cichlidae. The record is from RefSeq and is a predicted model, not a curated record. The transcript has 6 exons. Bases 2175 to 2885 code for a protein of 236 amino acids.